Messenger RNA from Phytophthora nicotianae INRA-310, 147 nucleotides. RefSeq lists its product as hypothetical. The record is from RefSeq and is a predicted model, not a curated record. NCBI's taxonomy places the organism in Eukaryota, Oomycota, Peronosporomycetes, Peronosporales, Peronosporaceae. The transcript has a single exon. The coding region runs from base 1 to 147 and encodes 48 amino acids.
AUGAUCUUGAUGUUAUCGACGUGCUGCCGUCGCUACGACGCCUUCAAGACGCCUACGAAGACCACGACUGUCCCACGUAUCCGCGAGGAGAUCGCCAAAGACAAGGCACUUCUCCUCAUCUGGUGCUUGAUCUCGCACAAAGGCUGA